AUGAAUUUCCAGAUGAGUUGCAAGGACUUCUACAGCUUUGUGAUUGCCCAGAAGCAAGUCAUGACUUUGGCAAAAUCAUCAAAGAAGUACGAGACUUCUGGCACGUCCGAGAGCUCCAGGAGCCUGAAGGCCCAGGCCCCACAGCAGCUCAUUCAGCUCCAUGUUGAGGAGCUGGAUCGGCGAGAUGAUAAAACUGUUCGGCUUUCCAAUGAGAUCUCGGACGGUGAGAAAGAAGCCAUUAUGAAUAGAAGGCCAAAAGUACUGGCAUGCCUCAAGAGCCUUGGCAUUGCCUGUGAAGAGGAUAACACGCCCAAUGUCGCUGUCCUAGGAUCAGGCGGAGGUCUGCGGGCCAUGAUAGCCCUUCAGGGAACCUUGGUGGAGAUGAAGAAUCAGGGUCUUUUGGAUGCUGUCAUGUAUCUGUGUGGGGUAUCAGGGUCCACCUGGUGCAUGUCUUUCCUCUACAAAGAGAAGGAUUGGACAGAGAAAUUGCAGGUCUUGGAAGAAGAACUGUGCGAUACACUUCCCAAACCUCCAUGUGAUGUUCUAAAGGCGUUUUCUAUCUUGUGCCAGGCAGCUGAAGAUGAACUCUUCUCUCUGACCGAUGUCUGGGCAUUUUUUGUCUUCCUUUUCAUGUUGAAGAAGUGUGACCAGACCACGUUAUCUCAACAUGAGGUCGCCUCCACAAGUGGGACGAAUCCUUACCCCAUCUAUGCAGCAGUUGAAAUGAAGAAAUUGCACGAAGAAGGUGGAAACAGCCCAGGGACCUGGUUUGAAUUCACCCCCCAUGAGUGUGGCUUUCCUGGUCCAGGGGCAUUUGUGUGCACCAAGUACUUGGGAAGCAAAUUCGAGGAUGGAAAUUUGAAAAAACAGAGGGAAGAGAAAAAUAUCCACUACCUGCAAGGUUUAUGGGGAAGUGCCCUUGCAAGCCGUCAACAUUUACAAGGUGACCCCAAAUCCAAAUCUCCUGUCUUCACUAAGGACAAAAUCAUCAGCUUGAUCGAUUCCUGGACUGCCAUAAAUUCUGCCUACCCCCUUGUUCUGCGCGGAGAGAGGAAAGUGAAACUAAUCCUCUCCUUUGACUUCAGCGAUGGGGAUCCUUUCGAGACCAUCAAGAAAACUGCCAAGUAUUGUGAGACAAAUAACAUCCCAUUUCCCAAGAUAGAUCCAGAAAAGCUGGACCCAUGUCACCCCUCUGAUUGCUACAUCUUCAAAGGAAAGGACGUUCCCAUCGUCAUGCACUUUCCACUCUUCAACAUCAAAAAUUGCCCAGGUGAAAUAGAGCACUUCAGAAAGAAGUUUUCCUUCUCUCAUUUAGUCUACACAAAGAAUGAUAUUGAUGAACUCCUCGAAAAAGCAAAGAUGAAUGUAUCCAACAACAAGGAGAGGAUUUGGGAGGCGAUCCAGCGGAUUGUGUCCUCCUCCACCAAGGAGUUUUAAAACCACGUCUUUGUUCAAGAAGGGCAGAAAAUAUGUGCCUGGCUCUGGCCAGCACAUUUCCUGUGAUGUUGUAUACUGUGACCUCUUAGAACCUAAGUGCAGCACAGAGUAGUUAGUUUCCCUGGGUUAGAUUCACUAAAGGAUUUAGGCACUCUGAGAAUCACAAAACUCUUGCUCAGCUGCUGUAGAACCCUGUAGUGUCCAAACUCUCUCAGCACCAAAGUUGUUGCAGUGAAAUUUCCCUAGGUGCUUAUGUUUCUACCUUGGGGCAUGUGCACUGCAGCCACCAUCUCAGUGUCCAGGUGCCGAAGCCCCAGAGUAAUUCCCGCCCCAGGAAAGGCACGUGUUCCUCCCUACUUCACCUGUGGGGCCUGAGCCCUGGUGCAAGAAGUAGGAAGAUGGCCUCCCUCAGAGCUGUUAGCCCAGUAGUUAGUGUGCUCACCAGGGAUGGAGAAGACCCCCAGGUCAAGUCCCCUGCUUGCCUCAGUGGAAGGAGGGAUUUGAAGAGGGAUCUGCUACCUCUGAGGUGAGUGCCCUCAUCACCAGGCAGUGGGAUAGUCUCCUGGCGGGAGCGGGGGGCUUCAUUUCCCCCCCCCCCCCAUUGAAACUGUUCAACUGCGGAUUAAAGAAUUAAAGGGAAAUUUGGCCAGAAAGAGAGCGAGAGCAAGGGUGAGAUUCUGAAGGCUGCAGCA
Messenger RNA from Mauremys reevesii (Reeves's turtle), 2129 nucleotides. Its product is annotated as cytosolic phospholipase A2 gamma-like. Gene Ontology annotation, cellular component: cytosol; nucleoplasm; nuclear envelope. The transcript has 11 exons. Gene Ontology annotation, molecular function: calcium-dependent phospholipid binding; calcium ion binding. The coding region runs from base 1 to 1437 and encodes 478 amino acids. NCBI's taxonomy places the organism in Eukaryota, Metazoa, Chordata, Testudines, Geoemydidae. Gene Ontology annotation, biological process: glycerophospholipid catabolic process. The record is from RefSeq and is a predicted model, not a curated record.